AUGUCUCGUGGCCGUCCAUCUUCUAAUAUUCGUACUGAUCAUUUUUACCUUGUAGAAGAGGAAAAUACAAAUGCUAAUAAAUAUUCUACUCUUCGUCAAAUGUGCAAAUAUUGUAAUAAGGAUGUUGUAGACUUAAUUGAUCGCUUAAAAGAUCAUUUGAAUAAAUGUAGUUUUUUUCCUUAUGAACUUCAGGAAUCAACAGACUUAACUACUAGUAAAAGUCAUCGAAACAAUAAUAUGAGUCAAAAUGACAAAGUUAUUUUAGAUCAAAAGCUUGCUCAAUUUUUUUACUCAGCUGGUAUUCCUUUCUCUGCAAUUGAAAAUCUAUAUUGGAUUGAUUUUAUACAUACAAUUCGCCCUUCUUAUAAUUCACCAAAUCAUCAGCAAUUGGCAAAUAAACUUUUAGAUGAUGCUUAUUCUCAAGAACGUAAAUAUUUAGAAAAUAGACUUGAAAAUAUAAAUAAUAUUUCACUUGUAUCAGAUAGAUAG
Molecule: messenger RNA, 489 nt
Organism: Scutellospora calospora
Lineage: Eukaryota; Fungi; Glomeromycota; Glomeromycetes; Diversisporales; Gigasporaceae
Source: the annotation of a GenBank genome assembly